Molecule: messenger RNA, 1743 nt
Organism: Diprion similis
Lineage: Eukaryota; Metazoa; Arthropoda; Insecta; Hymenoptera; Diprionidae
Exons: 8
Coding region: 1-1743 (580 amino acids)
Molecular function (GO): nucleic acid binding
Source: RefSeq, a predicted model, not a curated record
AUGCUGCGAAGACCUCACCCUCAUGAAGGCAGCAGCCUACUGUCGGGCGGCAGAAGCAAGCCAUCAACAAAUCCUAAUAACCAGAUAGACAGUGCCAAUGACGUUGAUACAGACUCAGACGAGUCGACGGUAGCAGCAGUACAAAGCAUAUAUAUACACAGUUUAACUUCAAAUCAAAUUACAGAUACAAUGGAAGUUGGAAUGUUGAGAGAAUUGUCGUGGAAGGAAAGGAUAUCAGUGGAAGAAGAAGGCGUCGUAUUUAAGCUAGAUACAGGCGCAGAAAUUAACGUGUUACCACUGAGUACGUACAGAAAGCUUAAAAACAAGCCAUCGAUGACCCAAACUAAAACGACAAAUCAACCUUACGGGGAAGAUAGUAAAAUCCUAGAUUUAAAAGACGCAUUCUGGCAUAUCAAGUUAGACAACAAAAGUUCAGAGCUGUGCACAUUCAAUACCCCACUUGGGAGAUAUAAAUUCAACAGACUUCCUUUUGGUAUUAGUUCGGCACCAGAGGUAUUUCAAAAAGCGUGCCACAAAAUAUUUUCAGAAAUUGAGGGAUGCGAAGUCUACUUUGAUAAUCUGAUCAUCGCAGGGAGAACAGAAAAAGAACAUGGUGAGAUAUUAAACAAAGUAAUAGACCAGGCUCGAAGAUGUGGAUUGAAAUUUACCAAGAACAAAAUACAAUAUAAAGCAACAGAGGUUAAAUACGUGGGUCACAAAAUAUCAAAAGAAGGAACAAAACCUGACCCGAGUCAUAUUCAAGCCAUUCUAGAAAUGCCGAAACCAGAAAAUAAGGCAGAUCUAAUGCGUUUACUGGAAAAGUUUGGGAGCGUGUAUGGUCAAGAAGGACAUCCCAUAUCGUAUGCAUCUCGAAGUUUAACUGAAACUGACAAUGAGACCAGGUAUGCUGAGAUUGAAAAAGAACUACUAGCUGUAAUUUUUGGAGUAACUAAGUAUCAUCAAUAUACAUAUGGUAGGUUAGUUAAGAUUGAGACUGAUCACAAGCCGUUAGAGGCUAUAUUCCAGAAAGACAUUACCAAGGUUUCAGCUAGGCUACAAAGAAUGGCUUAUCUAAAGACACAUACAGAAGAUGACCCUGAACUAUCCUACAUAGUUCAUACACCCACAAACAAUAUACCAAUGACAAAUGCAAAAAAAAAAGAAAUAUUUGAAGCAGCCACAAACAAAGACAGGACUCUAAAAACAUUGAAACAAUUAGUCUAUAGGGGCUGGCCCAAACAUAAAUAUCAACUACCCGAUGAGGAUCUAGUACCAGACACACUACAGCAACCCAUGUUAAACCUAAUUCAUGAAGGCCAUUUGGGCAUAGAAAAAUGUAAGCUGCGAGCUAGGGACAUAAUGUACUGGCGAGGCAUGACGGGUGAUACUGAAUCAACUAUCGAACUUAUAGAACUGAAUAAUAAAACAGCCUCCGAAGUGGUAUUGAAAUUGAAAACAAUAUUCGCUAGAUUAGGAGUAUCAAACACCGUCAUCUCAGACAAUAACCCGUUCUUAAGUUUUGAAUUUGAGACAUUUUCAAAAGAGUGGGAUUUUGAAUCUGUGACCACAAGCCCAUUACACUCUCAGCCAACUGGCCUUGCUGAGAAAUCUAAAAACACCCCGCUAAAAGAAAUUGGUUCAUCACCUGCUCAGUUGAUGUUUGAUCGUAAGCUAAGAACUAAGUUACCUAUUAGUGAUAAGUUAUUCUUGGUUCUUCAAAUUCUUGGUUCUUCAAAGUUCUGA